CCGGAGAGAGAACACAAUUGUUUCCUGGUGUUUUUUUUUUCUUUUCCCCCUCCCCCUCUCUCAGACACAUGAUCGUGGGGGAAAUGAGGUGGAAAUUGUUGAUGAUGCUGUUCCUCUCCUGCCUGCUUGUCUGCCUCUGGCUUAAUAACCUCAGCAGCAGCAGCUUGAGCCAGUGGAGAAUCUAUCAGCACUGGCAAUGGAAAGAGACAAACCCCACAGCAUCAAACACAGGCGAUGCCCCAACUCCAAGCAAUGGGACAGCAGUCACCAAAUCUUCCGAAGCUACUCACUUGGAGGAAUGCCCCUAUGACCCACCAGAGCUUGUCGGCCCCCUGAGGAUCGUGUUUGACGAGGAGCUGUCGCUGGAAGAGCUGGCUGAAUUAAAUCCCUACGUGGAGUUUGGAGGCCACUACAAGCCUCGGGACUGCAUCCCCUUGCAACACAUUGCCAUCAUUAUCCCCUUCCGAAAUCGGGAUCACCACCUGAGACACUGGCUCUAUUACCUUCACCCAAUCUUGCGCCGGCAGCAGGGCGAGUAUGGGAUUUACGUUAUCGAACAGGCUGGUGAAAACACCUUCAACCGAGCAAAGCUCCUCAAUGUUGGAUUUGUGGAAGCAUCAAAAGAGAAAGAUUACGAUUGUUUCAUAUUCAGCGAUGUUGAUAUCAUACCUGAGAACGACAGAAAUCUGUAUCGCUGUUCUCAGAAUCCACGACACCUGGCGUGUGCCAUGGACAAAUUUGGAUAUAAGUUGCCGUACACAGGGUAUUUUGGAGGAGUCGUGGCGUUCACGAAAAAGCAGUACUUGAAAAUAAAUGGUUUCUCCAACAAUUAUUGGGGCUGGGGGACUGAAGAUGAUGACACGUACCAAAGGGUAACAUUGAGUGGGAUGUCUGUUGAUCGACCUGACCGCAACAUUGGAAGAACCAAAAUGAUACGGCACCAAAGAGACAAAGGAAAUGAGGUCAAUGAGAAAAAUUAUGUUGUUUAUAAUCGGAUGAAGUUUACAAGGAAGCAGGAUGGAUAUAUAUCUCUGAAAUAUUCACUCAUCAAGAAAGAAAAAAGUCAACUUUUCACAAAAAUAACAGUUGAUAUUGGAAAGCCUCCAUCGUAAAGAAUCAGAAAUGUGCCUUUUCUACCUCCAAUUGGAGUAGAAUUAACCAAAGAAAUGUGUGUGGCUGCUGCUUAGGACUACUGCUGACACAUUUAAACAAGGAAAAAAAUCAUGGAGUUCUGUGAUUGAAGUCUCCGUACCUUGAAGAGAACAGUCUUUCUAUUCCGUCUCUUCCUUCUGUAGAUCUGAGGGAAGUGCACUUUUGUCGUUGGUUUGCUUCUCUCUGGUAGAGAAAGAGUUUCCAAUCCUGCUUGGGGUAAUGAGAAGGCUCAUGGGGUGUGAAUAUGUGUGAGUACAAAGGAAUGAUAUCUCACACACCCACACCAGCCCUCAGAUUCAGAAUGAUGUCUUGUAUUGAUUCUGCCCUCCUUCCCUUUUGAAUUUUUCUUUUUUGGGCAUGAAGGGAGCAAUGAGCCAUUUGGCCAAUUACAAAUUGUUUGGUAGAUUUUUCGCUGAAGCAAGACCUCCUGUGUUUGCGGUUUACAACUCCAUUCUAUAUCAGGGGUUAGCACCAACUUGAGUCUACCAGGGAAGGAAGCGAAUUCCUUGUCCCUUCAGAGUCCACAUAAACUCUCAGGUAUGCUGCUUACAUUUUUUUUAAUCAAUGAUUUUUUUUUUUCCCUUAGGCUUAUUUUUGGCUUCCGAGCCAAUUAAUUCUAGUGGGUAGCAGGGAGCAGAUGUUGUCUCCUACAUUUUAGACAGUUUCUUCACUUAUGAAGGCUGCCCCCAUCCAGACUGUCCAACAUGAGCUUGGCUGUUGCAACCAGCACACUGGCAUUCCUGCCUCUGUUACUCUGGAGUAGCUCCAUCUCUUGAAAGGUGCUGACUCCCACUGGAGUACAGUUCCACAGACACCUGGUAUCCUUCAGUACUUUCACCCAAGUGCCCACUCGCAAUGUAUGAGAUGCAAAACAGCGCUAUUUGAUUAUGGGGCAUUAUGGUUGACUCUGAUCUGGCCCUCGUUCAUUCACACAAGUGUCCAGACGCAUGGGCUCUCUGAUAUGCAAUCACUGGUUAGGAAUCAGGAGUAGGAAACACCCAUUGGAUUUUCCUCAAUUGUAGGAACUAUGUAACACUUAUGGCUGAGGAGAAUCAACUCGACGCAGAUCAGAGAGUCAACCCGCAACCAGAUUUAGCCUCUGGGCUCAGUCUUGCACUGGACAGUCUUGUUACCAACUGAACCAUCAGCUGAGCACCUUUUAAACCGAGCACUGUUUUUAUAAAAUGUGUUGCCUGACUUUUUAUUCCAUUUGUUUACAACACAUUCUGUAAAUGACAUCAUGUGUACAAUCAUGUGACUACUGACUGACACAACCUUAAUUUUGGAUCCUCCACUUCUCCCUCUGACAACGGUUGGCAUUUCAGCGACAGGACCCGUUUAAUUGGGAUAGGGUGGGGCAAACAAAAAUUAAAACUUUUUUAAUCCUUCAGUUAAAUUCUCCACCAAACUCCUUAGAGCAAUACUGUUCUUAUGGUUGCAGUCUGCAUUGUCAGCAGGGAAAUUCCAUUCCUUCUCUGUUGCCUCUGUUAAUUUUGGAUUGUAAAGCUCUAUUUGUAACCUGUUUUUUUUAAAAGAAAAUAACAAUAGUAAAUGAACCAAAGAUAUCUCUACAAAAAUGUUCAAAUUACUUGUAAAAUGGAAUAUUAGUUCAGUUGUACAGCACACAGUAAUGGAGUUGAAACUGCAGCUAAUUGCAUAAUGAAUGACCUGGGGUUGUAAAAA
This is a messenger RNA of Carcharodon carcharias (great white shark), 2835 nucleotides long. Its product is annotated as beta-1,4-galactosyltransferase 2-like. Gene Ontology annotation, biological process: carbohydrate metabolic process. The transcript is spliced from 7 exons. The coding region runs from base 69 to 1112 and encodes 347 amino acids. Gene Ontology annotation, molecular function: glycosyltransferase activity. NCBI's taxonomy places the organism in Eukaryota, Metazoa, Chordata, Chondrichthyes, Lamniformes, Lamnidae. The record is from RefSeq and is a predicted model, not a curated record.